This is a messenger RNA of Arachis stenosperma, 1599 nucleotides long. RefSeq lists its product as uncharacterized. The transcript has 4 exons. Bases 1 to 1599 code for a protein of 532 amino acids. The record is from RefSeq and is a predicted model, not a curated record. Lineage: Eukaryota; Viridiplantae; Streptophyta; Magnoliopsida; Fabales; Fabaceae.
AUGGAUUCCUCACUAAUACAGUUUCAAAUGAUGUCCAUCACUGACGAUGCUAGUAUGCAGCAGAUGUUAUGUAUUUAUCAACAAACCCGAUUUCAUGUGCCGAUGAUAGAGCUGUAUGUUGAGUUCGAACAGCAGUCAGGGUUGGGUGUGGUUGGCGAGGAGGUCAAUGUUGAUGAGCUCGGAGAUAUAGAUUGGGGAGAAGAUAAUAGUGACAGUGAAGAGGAGUUCGAAACCAACUAUGAAGUCGAUGACGAAAACGAUGACAGAGACUUAGCAGGCAACGCUGCCGCGGAAGAUGGUGAAUUUAGUGUCAGAAUGGAAUUCGGUUCGAGAGAGUCGGUGAUAUCUGCAAUCAAAAGCUACACUAUCGCUAGAAGAGUUGAUUACACUGUGUAUAAGUUUGAGCCGCAGGCAUUCUAUGCGAAAUACAAGGGUUAUGGUGAAGGUUGCGGUUGGCUUAUCCAAGCUAGUUUGAUUCAAAAUAAAGCUUGUUGGGAGAUCAGAAGAUACAAUGGCAAACACACGUGCACCAUGGGCACGAUUUCACAAGAUCAUGCGAAGUUGACCUCAAACACAAUUGCAGAGGCUAUUAGGCCGUUGGUCGAAGCAGACCCAUCGAUAAAGGUGAAGUCUAUUAUUGCAGAAGUUCAAUCCAGAUUUAACUACAAUGUAAGUUACUGCAAGGCUUGGUUGGCAAAGCAGAAAUCUGUCGCAAAAAUUUUUGGUGAUUGGAAAGUUUCUUACCAGACUCUGCCAAUAUGGUUGAAAGCAAUGAAUGUGAAGAUGCCAAGACACUGCAAGCCACUGAUGCAGGUUGAUGGCACGCAUCUGUAUGGUAAAUAUAAAGGUGCACUUAUGGUUGUGGUAGCACAAGAUGGGAACCAAAACAUUGUGCCUAUUGCAUUUGCGAUAGUCAAUGGUAAGACGGCAGACGCGUGGGAGUUUUUUCUGACCAAUUUGCGGAGAUAUGUUGUGACCAUUGAUGGCGUGGACAUUAUUUCUGACCGCCAUACCUUUAUCGACACUGCAGUAGGUCGCAGUAACGGUGCAUGGUCACCACCAAGAGCGUGGCGUAUGUACUGCAUCAGGCACAUCGGGUCAAACUUCUUAAGGAGGUUUAAGGCUCCAUAUUUGCAUAAACUGGUGAUUAACACAGGCUAUUUUAUGACAGAACAGGAGAACAACAAAAACUACCAACGGCUUAAAGAGUGGAGUGAGGCAUAUACUCAAUGGUGCGAUGACAUCGGUGUUGAGAGAUGGAUGUUAGCAUUCGAUGGGGGUCAUCGUUGGGGUCAUAUGACGACAAACUUGGUAGAGUGCAUAAAUUCUGUCCUGAAGGGUGCACACAACCUUCCUGUGACUGUCAUUGUUAGGUUUACUUUCUAUCGGCUGAAUGAAUUGUUUACUCGGAAGAGUGUCGAGGCUCAUGAGUGUGUCCGCAACAGAUUCACGUAUUCAAAAUUUGCAACGAAGAGAGUUGAAGAAAGCUUUCGACGUGCAAGAAACAUUGUGGUCAACCAGUUCGACAAGCGGAAUGAGAUGUUUGAGGUUCGUGAAAUGGAAGAUGGUUCCAUUUACACUAUUAACCUUGCGCGAUGA